GUUGCGGCGUUCGUGGAGAACUCCAGCUAUCCCGUCUACGACCGAAAGGCUCGAUGUGGGGUGUGGCGCACGGUUCUUGCGCGUGUCAAUCCCAAGGGAGACAUGCUUGUGAUGGUGCAAACGACGACCAUGAAGGAGGAGGACCGCUCAGCCUUUGUGGACCCCUUCGUCACCGAACUGGCGGCCAGUGGUCUUGGCAUCUGCUCCAUUUAUCACCUGUACAAUGACGAGGUGACGGAUGCGCCGAGGCCCAAUGCUCUGGUCACCCCGCUGCAUGGGAAGCCGAGGCUGGAGAUGCCGAUGCUGGAGCUGAAGUUGGAGAUCGGACCACUGUCCUUCUUCAAUCCGAAUACCACCACCUGUCGCUUUCUCAUGGAGACGGCGAUCAGGUACUUGAAGCUGCGAAAGAGCGAUAUUCUGCUGGACAUUUUCUGCGGCAUUGGCACAAUCGGCCUUUGCGCUGCCGGCUACUGCGCCAAGGUGAUUGGCGUUGACAUCGUGGAAGAGAACAUCGAGGAUGCUCGUCGAAACGCGCAGCAGAACUCGAUCCUCAACACAGAGUUUAUUGUCGGGAAGGCGGAAGAAGUCGUGCCGAAGAUCCUGGGUGACAUGGACACCUCGCUUGAGGUGAUUGCCGUGGUGGAUCCAUCCAGGGCAGGCUCUGUGAUUUCAGAACUUUAG
Symbiodinium necroappetens is the source of this 681-nucleotide messenger RNA. The record is from the annotation of a GenBank genome assembly. NCBI's taxonomy places the organism in Eukaryota, Dinophyceae, Suessiales, Symbiodiniaceae.